GUAUGGUUAGCUGAUUAUGAGACUCGGAAUAUUGUAGUUAAAAUGCCCACAAACCUUCCGGUUUUCAGUAGAUUCUAUGGAAGCUGUUGUCGUCAAAAUAUUACGUAGAAAGGUCUGAAGAGCAUGUUAAGCGGUGACUGAGAAAAGGGUCAAAGGUUAUUUGGUGUCUCAUAUCGUGGAACUUACAGAAACAAUGAUCAACGUCAUCCAUAUGUUACACUUGUAUAUUUACAUAUAUACAACGCGCCGUGUGCUGUUUUUGUCCCUUCUAGUAUUAACAUGGUUACUGUGUGGGGUAUUAGGAUACCAUGUUUGGUACUUGAGGAUGGUUAAACCUUUCUCUGAUUUCACGUAUCCAACAGAAGCGGAUUUUGUGACUUUGUAUGCAAACUUCAAAGAAAAUGGGAUGUUACCAACGGAAAUCAAACCAAUUAAUACACACCCAUUCCAUUACAUCUAUUUAAAACAGAAAUGUGAUUUCAAAUCGGAUAAAACUGUCUCUUUGUUAAUUCUGGUAAAAUCUUCUGUGGGGAAUUUUCAUCUUCGAGAAGGUAUUCGGGAGACAUGGGGGAAAACUAAUGGAGAAAACAUCGAAAUUGUUUAUUUGCUAGGCUACCGGCCAGAGCACCAACCUAAAGUGGACCAAGAAGCAGGUCUCCGUGGCGAUAUUAUACAGGAAUCGUUUAUAGAGGCAUACAGUAAUAACACAUACAAGACUAUUAUGGGAUUUAAUUGGGCUAUUGAGUAUUGUCAUAAAGCAAAUUACAUCAUGUUUGCAGAUGAUGAUCACUAUUUAGUUCUUCCAAAUAUCCUGAUAUAUAUCAACAAACUUUAUAGAUCCAAUAAUGCCAAUCUGAUAGUGGGGUUCGCAUACUUCCAUGAAAAACCUCACAGAUACACUUCAUCAAAAUGGUAUGUGACUAUAGAGGAAUAUCAGUACGACAAAUAUCCUCCAUAUCUCACAGCCGGCGCAUAUUUAGUGUCACGGGAAGUCGCCGAUAAAUUGGUGUUUUCUUUCCCAUAUGUAAAGCAUAUUUGGAUAGAUGACAUAUAUAUCAGUAUUGUAAGUCUGAAGCUAGGGAUAUACCCACAACAUGAACCCAGAUUCAACCAGCCGUCUUAUUUACUUCACACAGAAACAAGAAAUAUGGUUUAUCAUGAUUUCAAAACAAAGGAAGCUUUUAUAAACGUGCAGAAGUUUCUACGUGGCUUUCCUACAGAUUCGCCUUCGUCAAAAAUGUGUCGGUAUUCCUGGAAAUGUUUGGCUUCGAUAUUACUAUAAAAAACUAACAAUUUGUGUGUGUUUUUUUGUUGUUUUUUUUGUGUUUUAAUUUAAACUUAGCUCCCAUUCCAGAUCUCCGAUUUAUGUUUACGUGGCUUUGAAGUGCAUGAAGUGCAGUUAGAAUAUCUAGUCGGACAAAGUGUUCGUUUACCAACCAGUGUAAAAAAAACGUAGUGUAAUGAACCUGGUUCAUACAAUUAACCGAAUGGUCAACAUUUUUCUUCUUUUAGAUGAAUUUCGUGAAUUUAUGAAUAGGCUUAAC
Messenger RNA from Pecten maximus, 1544 nucleotides. Its product is annotated as beta-1,3-galactosyltransferase brn-like. Gene Ontology annotation, cellular component: membrane. The record is from RefSeq and is a predicted model, not a curated record. Gene Ontology annotation, molecular function: UDP-glycosyltransferase activity; hexosyltransferase activity. Bases 194 to 1282 code for a protein of 362 amino acids. The transcript is spliced from 2 exons. NCBI's taxonomy places the organism in Eukaryota, Metazoa, Mollusca, Bivalvia, Pectinida, Pectinidae.